AUGGUAAAUAAUUUUUAUCGAUUAUUUGUAGGUAUUUCUAUGAUAUUAGUUGGAGAUCUAGAUCAAUUGCCUCCAGUUAAAGAUAAACCAACAUAUGCCAACAAUAGACAAGCAAAAAUAUUGUGGCAAGACUUCAAAACCGUGGUAACAUUAGAAAAAGUAUUUAGACAUGAUGGAGAAGAUAUUCAACAGAAGCAAUUUCGCGAACUAUUGACAAACUUGAGAGAUGCACACCCUGCUAUUAAUGACUGGAAGUUGUUGAUGUCAAGAACCAACACAAACAUCAUUGUACCAAUGCAUGAAGAUUUUGACAACAAUGUUUAUUUGUUCUCGACAAAUGAUAAUGUUCACAAUUAUAAUAAGAAAUUAUAUUCUCUGAAAGAACCUAUCGCACGUAGUAUUGCAACAAAAGUUGGAACUCUUAAUGCACAAGAAGGAAAUUCUCAUGAUGAGCUUGACAUGGAAUUGUUGAUCUCUAAAAAUGCAAGAGUAAUGUUAACUUCUAAUCAGUGGAUAGAAGUAGGUCUUGUAAAUGGUGCUUUAGGAUAUGUUCAAAAUAUUGCAUAUAAACUUGGAAGUAUGUCACCAGAACCUCCAACAUAUGUAAUGGUUAAGUUUGACAGUUACUUAGGAUUACCAUUUGAGGAUCAAAAUCCACAAAUAGUUUAA
Cryptomeria japonica (Japanese cedar) is the source of this 669-nucleotide messenger RNA. RefSeq lists its product as uncharacterized. The coding region runs from base 1 to 669 and encodes 222 amino acids. NCBI's taxonomy places the organism in Eukaryota, Viridiplantae, Streptophyta, Pinopsida, Cupressales, Cupressaceae. Gene Ontology annotation, biological process: DNA repair; telomere maintenance. Gene Ontology annotation, molecular function: DNA helicase activity. The record is from RefSeq and is a predicted model, not a curated record. The transcript has a single exon.